CGUGGGGCCGGCCCCGCCAUAUUGGAUGGGCAAAUGGUGGACACGAUAGGCGAACGCGCUGGCGGCCCCAGCUGUCACACAGCCCUGGGCUUCUUUUUAUUUGCAGAGAUGCGUCGAAUUAGUUCUGUUAACAUCCACAACAACUUCGCUUGGAUGAGGACACAACUAACAAAGAAUGAAUGUGAAGAGGAUGAGCCUUCAAAAGAAGAGACUUCAAGUUUGAAGGAAAAAUCCAUAGGAAACAAGAAGUCUAAUAGAUUUCAUCCAUAUUUAAAAGAGAAGACAACAAAUGGAGACAAGAAGGGUUAUAAUCGUAACCGAGUGUUUAUUAGCAACAUUCCGUAUGAUACAAAGUGGCAAGUGAUUAAAGACCUUAUGCGAGAAAAAGUUGGUGAUGUUAUAUACGUGGAACUCUUUAAGGAUGCUGAAGGAAAGUCAAGGGGUUGUGGUGUUGUGGAAUUCAAAACUGAAGAUUUAGUUUCAAAAGCUCUAGAUGUUAUGAACAAAUAUGAUCUUGGUGGAAGACCACUUAAUAUAAAAGAGGAUGCUGAUGGAGAGCAUGCCCGGAGGGCAAUGCAGCGUGCUGGUGGUGGUUCGUACCCUGGUGGACCUGGGCCAGACAUGGGUUCACCAAUUGUUAAUUUGCCACCAAAUCUGGUCAACAACCCAAAUAUCCCCCCUGAGGUCCUCUCUGCUCUGCAGGCUGGAAGACUUUUACCAACUGUAUUUGUUGCUAAUCUUGACUUCAAAGUGGGUUGGAAAAAGCUGAAAGAAGUAUUUUCCAUGGCUGGGACAGUAAAACGUGCAGAUAUCAAAGAAGACAAGGAUGGCAAGAGUCGUGGAAUAGGAACUGUGAUAUUUGAACAGCCUCUUGAAGCUGUUCAAGCUAUCUCUAUGUUCAAUGGACAGCUUUUGUUUGACCGACCAAUGCAUGUGAAAAUGGAUGAUAGGUCUGUUCCACAUGAUGACUUUCGUUCCAUGGAUAACAAGACACCACAGUUACCUCGUGGACUUGGAGGUAUUGGAAUGGGACUUGGACCUGGUGGCCAGCCGAUAGCUGCAAAUCAAAUGAAUAUGAACAGUGCAAUGGGAAAUAUGGGAUCUGGAGGAAUUGGAAUGGAUGGGCCAGCCUUUGGGGGAAUGAACAGAAUGGGUGGAGGAAUGAGUGGUCCCAGUGGUUUCAGCAGUGGAAUGGACGUAAUGAACAACAUGGGAGGAUAUGGUGGUGGAAACAUGGGAGGCAUGGGAAAUAUGGGUCGAAUGCCAGGUAUGGGUACCAUGGAUGACUUCAGAGGAAAUAUGCCUGCCGGAAUGGGAAACAUGGGAGGAAUGGGCGGAAAUAUGGGAGGAAUGGGCAGCAACAUGAGUGCCAUUGGAGGGAUGGGCAACAGCGUAGGUGGAAUGGGAAGCAAUAUAGGAGAUAUGUACCGUGCAGGAAUGGGGUCAACUGGAAUGGGAGGCAGUUUCGAUCGUGAAUUUGGAAGAAGUGACAUGGGAAUGAAUCGUGGCUUUGGGGACUCGUUUGGAGGAAUGGGAGGUGCGAUGGGUGGAGGUCUUGGAGGAAGCAUGGGAGGUGGAAUGGGUACCACUGGCAUGGGCCCUAUGGCAUCUGGAUUGGGUGGUGGAAUGCCUGCUAUGAAUAGUAUGGCAGGAGGCAUGGCAAUGGGUAUGGAUCGCAUGGGUUCCAGUCUUGAUCGAAUGGGAACUGGAAUGGGAGUAGGACUUGACAGGAGCAUGGAUAUGGAUCGUGGAUAUGGAAGCUUGAACACUGGAUCGAUGGGAAGUGGAUUAAGAGAUCGUGGAAGUGGCUUUCGAGGCUGUCAGAUUUUUGCAAGAAAUCUUCCAUACGAUCUAACAUGGCAGAAACUAAAGGAAAAGUUCAGUCAGUGUGGUCAUGUAAUGUUUGCUGAAAUAAAAAUGGAAAAUGGCAAGUCCAAGGGUUGCGGAACCGUGCGUUUUGAUUCCCCAGAAGCAGCGGAGAAAGCCUGCAGAAUGAUGAAUGGCACGAAGAUUAGCGGGAGGGAGAUAGAUGUGCGCAUGGAUCGUAACGCAUGAAUGAAAACCAUGUGAUGUACAGAAAAAUACAGCAUGUCUGAUUAGCUUUAUUGUUCUGCUUUUUGUUUUGUACCGAAAUGAUUUCCAACAUCUUAGUGGAAGCUCAUCUGUUCUGUGAGCUAUAAUGUAAUUUUAAAGAUUGCCAACCUUUGUAAUUGAAUAUUGAGACUGUUGUAUGUUUACGUAAUUUCUGUUAUCAAUGUCUGAUUUUUUUUUUAUAUAUAUAUAUAAUAUAGACAACACAUCGCUGGUCACUUCUGGUUGAAUGGAUAAACUGUUUUUAAUAAAAUGUUGUCUGACUUAAAUUGUUA
Molecule: messenger RNA, 2366 nt
Organism: Carcharodon carcharias (great white shark)
Lineage: Eukaryota; Metazoa; Chordata; Chondrichthyes; Lamniformes; Lamnidae
Gene: myef2
Product: myelin expression factor 2
Exons: 19
Coding region: 34-2055 (673 amino acids)
Biological process (GO): regulation of mRNA stability involved in response to oxidative stress
Cellular component (GO): post-mRNA release spliceosomal complex; cytoplasm; nucleus
Molecular function (GO): mRNA binding
Source: RefSeq, a predicted model, not a curated record